Molecule: messenger RNA, 1011 nt
Organism: Balearica regulorum gibbericeps (East African grey crowned-crane)
Lineage: Eukaryota; Metazoa; Chordata; Aves; Gruiformes; Gruidae
Source: RefSeq, a predicted model, not a curated record
CUUUUUAGAACUGCGGAAAAAAUGGGAUUCCAAUGGCUAAAGAUUAUAAACAAGGACCCCCGCUUGGACGGGAUGGAUGACCUGUCUGGGGUUGAAAUUCCCUUGCACUAUAUAUUUAAAUUGGCAUCUCAUGCCAUUCACCUGGUGGUCUUCUAUGAGAGGAGUGGUAAUUAUCUGUGGCAUGGCCCCCUGAGACUCAAGCAACAUAUGGACAGAAAGUUUGUGCAUUUCCGGAAACUCCACUUUGGUCGCUACCCUGGAGCAUAUGAAAAGCCAGAACUUCUGCUUGUUUCCAUUGAUGACUUAAAAGUUCAAAUUCCAAAAAAUCCAUCCAGUUUUCUAGAGGAGAUGUCACACUCUAGAUUUCUUGAAUGUAGGUACAGAGAAGCUCGGGCUUUCUUUCAGCUGUAUCCUGAUGAUGCCUCUCUUGAUGCAGUGGAGUUCAGAAAAAAAGCAAAAUCCUUGCUCCAUCUGGCUGCCCUGACACUGAAUAACUUAGGAGUAAAGUUCUGGCUGAGCAGUGGAACAUGCCUUGGCUGGUAUAGACAGUGCAAUGUCAUUCCUCACAGCAAAGAUGUGGAUUUGGGAGUCUUUAUAAGGGACUACAAAGCAGAUAUCAUUCCAGCCUUUCAGAAAGCAGGAUUACCACUGAAGCACAAAUUUGGCAAGGUAGAAGACAGCUUGGAACUCUCUUUCCAGGGAGAAGAUGAUGUGAAACUUGAUAUUUUUUUCUUCUAUGAAGAGGAUGACCACGUAUGGAAUGGAGGAACUCAGGCCAAAUCGGGCAAGAAAUUUAAGUAUCUCUUUCCAAAAUUCACUCUGUGUUGGACUGAAUUUGUAGAACUCAGGGUACAUGUGCCCUGUGAAACCCUUCAGUAUAUUGAAGCCAACUAUGGCCCAAACUGGAAGGUUCCUGUGAAGACAUGGGACUGGAAGAGCUCACCAUCCAACGUGCAGUACAACGGUGUCUGGCCUGUUGAUGAAUGGGACGAUGUCAUUCAAAUUUACUGA